AUGUCGUGGAUGUGGUCCAUGAUGGAGAUGCCCGGGGGUUUGCUCUUGCUCCUAAUUUUGCAGUUUUUUACAGGGAACACUUCAGGGACACUUGUCUCCAGCUGUGAUUCAUGUCACAUUGAAUCCAUGUGCCAGGAGUCACAGGACAGAGGAGACACGUUUAGUGGCCCGGUUCUCUCUUGUGUCUGUAAAGAUGGCUUCAUAGGCGACGGUCUCACCUGCUACGACGCAAAACUCUGCAGUGACUCUUCGUGUUGUAGCCAAGGUUAUCACUGGUCACCAGACAGCGGCUGUGUGGAAACUGACGAGUGCUCCCUCCCAGACCCACCGUGUGCACCGCCUCAGGUGUGCCACAACACACCAGGCUCUUUCAUAUGUAUGGAGCCUUCCUCCGCUGCCAGAUAUGGGCCCUCUUCCCAAUCUGUCCAGUUCAGGUGUGGAAACACUGUUUGCCCAACAGGCAUGGACUGCAUCAGUACUAAUGGGGUCGCCCGCUGUGCUGACCCCUGUGAGCGCUACACUGAGCUGCACCAUGACUGGCGGUCGAUAGAUAACAAAUUAAAUCUGAAACCACGCUGUGACAGAGAUGUUAAUUGGCAAGGCUGGUAUCGUCUGUUCCUGAAUAAAACCAGUGCCCAUGUUCCCGAGUGGUGUGUUCAGAGAAAAAGGUGUGGAACACAAGUUCCCCUUUGGAUAACAGAGCCUCAUCCCACACAGCCAGGAGUGAUUGUAAAUCGGAAUGUAUGUGGUCACUGGCUCUCCAGCUGCUGCUCUUAUAGCUCGAACACCAUCAAUGUCAAACUCUGCAAUGGAAACUACUACGUCUACAAACUGGUGAAGCCGAACCUAUGCUAUCAGGCCUACUGUGCAGAGGUGGACAGAACAGACGUUGUAGUGCCUUUGACCACUCCUGGUCCAGGACAGCAAGGCACCUCUCAAACAGCAGCAGUGCACCACACCACAGAUUCACCAACCACACUUGAUACAGGAUCUCAGACCUUCACCUCUGCUGCACUCACAUCUGACACCUCUGGAACAACAGCAGCAGUGCACCACACCACAGAUUCAUCAACCACACUUGAUACAGGAUCUCAGACCUUCACCUCGGCUGCACUCACAUCUGACACCUCUGGAACAACAGCAGCAGUGCACCACACCACAGAUUCACCAACCACACUUGAUACAGGAUCUCAGACCUUCACCUCUGCUGCACUCACAUCUGACACCUCUGGAACAACAGCAGCAGUGCACCACACCACAGAUUCACCAACCACACUUGAUACAGGAUCUCAGACCUUCACCUCUGCUUCGCUCACAUCUGGCACCCCUGGAACAACAGCGGUGAACAACAGCACAGGAGACGAGGGACAGGUCCGUCUGGCCAAUGGAGGAAACAGCUCCUGCUCUGGCAGAGUAGAGAUCUUCCUCCGUGGACAGUGGGGGACGGUGUGUGAUGACAACUGGGACCUGGUUGAUGCUCAGGUGGUGUGCAGGCAGCUGGGUUGUGGCAGGGUCCUGUCAGCACCACAACGUGCACGGUUUGGACAGGGCAGUGGACCCAUCUGGUUAGACGAUGUUGUUUGCUCCGGCAGCGAAUCACAGCUGACCGAGUGCCGUAACCGAGGGAUUGGAUCUCACAACUGUGGUCACAGUGAGGAUGCUGGUGUCGUCUGUGAAGGGCUAAAUAUGGCUGCCAUAACAGCCAUGGGUUUGAAUCCACUCGCUGGAAACCUGGCAGUUCAAAACUGCUCCUGGGUCAGAAUGCAUAAUGAUGUAGUUUGGUACGAGGUGGACGCUCAGGCAGGUGCAUGUGGAAACACACUGAGGACCAACCGUACACACGCCAUCUACUCCAACAGUUUAUAUCUCUACCGAGGAAAUGUGUCCUUCUCACGUCCUGUGAGUCUUCCCUUCUCCUGUGCGUAUCCCCUCGACACAGACGUCAGCAUGAAUGUGGCAGUCAGACCAGUGCUGCCGUCUGCAGUUGGCCUCUCAGGCUUAGGUAGCAAAGCUCGAGCCUCCAUGUCUCUGUUCCGCACCUCCAGCUUCACUCAGCCUUAUCCACCUGGUUUGAUCACGCUCCCUGUGGGCUCACCUCUGCAUGUGGGCGUCUCUGUAUUAGUCAGAGACCCAAGCUUUGUAGUUGUUCUGGAGAACUGCUACGCCUCUAACUCAUCAAACUCCAAUGAUACCGCACAAUACAUUUUCAUCCAGAACAAGUGCCCCACUGACCGACAGCAAGUGGCAGUGAUCGAGAGCGGCUCAUCCCGACAGGCUCGUUUCUCCGUCCUGUUUUUCCUGAUCGACGGUGAAUACAGUGACAUGUACCUCCACUGCAGCCUCAGCCUGUGUGACCAGAGGAGCUCCCGCUGUGCCCCAUCUUGCAGAAGAAGGACAUCUCGCUCUGUUUCCAGCUCUGCUCCUCUGAAGCCCCUCACCAUUGGACCAAUCACUUGGUCCAAGUCACCUGAGUGAGCUGGUAACACAUAGUAAUAAUACAAACACAUUUCAUAGUGUG
Molecule: messenger RNA, 2518 nt
Organism: Limanda limanda (common dab)
Lineage: Eukaryota; Metazoa; Chordata; Actinopteri; Pleuronectiformes; Pleuronectidae
Product: uromodulin-like
Exons: 9
Coding region: 1-2475 (824 amino acids)
Cellular component (GO): membrane
Molecular function (GO): calcium ion binding
Source: RefSeq, a predicted model, not a curated record